AUGACCAUCUACAGUCUGUAUAUCUUCGACAGACACUGUACAUGCGUAUACUAUCAGGAUUGGCACCGCACUAAGCGACCGCGACCCGCCUCCUCAGGCGCUCUCCUUCCCGGUGUGUCCAACGCCGUAUCUGGCCAGUCAGACUCCCAAGCAGGGCAGCGUGCCUCUCUCACACCAACUGGUGGUGUCGUAGUUGCUUUGGGAAAUGGCGAGCUGGAUAGGAUGGAUGGGCCAACGAGCAUGAGCACACUGUCGUUUGACGAGGAAGCAAAGCUCGUAUAUGGUGUGAUCUUGAGCUUGCGACAGAUGGUGAAGAAGAUAGCUGUCAAGGAUGAUACACUGUCGAAUUAUCGCACGUCAACUUACAAGCUUCAUCUGUACGAGACGAUGACGGGGUACAAGUUCGUUAUCCUCACCGACCCAAACGCCGAGUCGCUGCGCUUUGCUCUGCGGCAAAUCUAUACGGGCCCCUUCUUAGACUACGUUGUGCGAAAUCCGCUGAUGGUCAUGGACUCGAAAGAGCAGGGCAUAGACAACGAGUACUUCAGGGCCGCGGUAGAUCGCUUCGUUCGCGGUCUGUCCAUGUAUAACUGA
Dacryopinax primogenitus is the source of this 594-nucleotide messenger RNA. Its product is annotated as snare-like protein. Bases 1 to 594 code for a protein of 197 amino acids. Lineage: Eukaryota; Fungi; Basidiomycota; Dacrymycetes; Dacrymycetales; Dacrymycetaceae. Gene Ontology annotation, cellular component: TRAPP complex. Gene Ontology annotation, biological process: endoplasmic reticulum to Golgi vesicle-mediated transport. The record is from RefSeq and is a predicted model, not a curated record. The transcript is spliced from 3 exons.